Zea mays is the source of this 1233-nucleotide messenger RNA. RefSeq lists its product as uncharacterized. Lineage: Eukaryota; Viridiplantae; Streptophyta; Magnoliopsida; Poales; Poaceae. The record is from RefSeq and is marked predicted. The transcript is spliced from 2 exons. The coding region runs from base 101 to 859 and encodes 252 amino acids.
CGCGUGCGAAGGCGAGCGAUAGCGGAAGAAACAAGAGGCUGCUGCUGCUUCUUCCGUUGCAACUUGCAUGUGAGGCGAGGCCGCGAGAGAAGCGCGAGCCAUGUCGAUCGCACUGCAGAGCGGGCGCGGGGUGGGCGGCGGCGCCCCUAGGUUCGGCCACGUCGCCCGCUGCGGCUACGCGGCCUCGCCGCCGCCGGCGGCGGGGCGCGGGCGCGGCGGUUCGUCCUCGGUGGGACGGGACAGCGACAGCCCCGCGGCGGCGGCGCAGUGGGAGUGGGACGGCGAGGAGGUCGAGGGCGGCGACGGCGAGGUGCAGAGCUCAUACAAGGGCUCCGCUUUCGACACCAUGGACGCGCUCCAGGAGGCCCUGCCCUCCAGGAAAGGGGUAUGCAAGUUCUAUAAUGGAAAGUCUGGAUCUCUUGCAAAGCUUCAAGGUGCCGUAGUACCUUCUCCGCUGAAAAAGCUUCCGAAGCAAGAAAGACCAUCCCCUAGGAAGCGCAAAGGUCUUCUUCCAUUCAGUCUCAAAUGGGGCAAACCACAGAAUAAAGAGGUAUUCCCCGAAGAUGAUGCGAUUGGCAGCCCCACAAACUGCGUAAGGAUGGCUAUAUCGCCUGCUGCCACAAGCAGCUCAGGAAGCAACAGUGGUAGCGACGAUGAACAUAACCGCUGCCAGAAGCCAUCUUCCCGUCGUCCGCACAGAAGGCCCAGCAGUGUCAUGGGUGUUUUUGCUUCUCCGCCUGCACCUCGUCCACCCCAGCAGUUCUCAGCUGUCAUGAGAUCUCAAUCAAUGCUUGAUCUGCAGGAUGCGACAGAUUCAACUGACCUGGUCACUCCCAGGGACAAGCGCAUAAAGAAUUAGCAAAAGUUGAAUAGUAUCAGGAACAAGGGCAUGAAGAACUAGGUAGAUCUGAUGUAACCUGAACCUUGGUGUCAGCCCAAACACCGGUGUCCAUUUUAGACAGCGAAACCCAAUGGCUGAUGUCUGCAUGCUUAGCGACACCGAAUGAACUCGAGUUCAUAUAGCUGGGAUUCUCCUUAUACCCGAUGUACCGAGAAUUGAGAAAGAUACAGAUGAAUUAGGCAAAUUGGUGUAAGGAGUCAGUGGCUAUUGCAUUGGUUACUAUUUGACUUGUAAAUGCUGGAUUCUGCUUCUCUUUGCCUAAUUCAACCAUGUUGCUCGUAUUGACCUUUGCUUUGCUCGUCGUUCUGAAUUAGGCAAAAUUUGUUGUCUGU